AUGGACGGUGACACUCACCGCUUAAGGGAUACCAGCGUGACGUAUGGCAGCAACAACGAGCGCCUUUACGAGGCCUACAGCGAGCUGCACUCCCUUGCGCAGGAUUUCGAAAAGCCCUUUGACAGCCCCGCGAUCUUGGUGGUGGGCCACCAGACCGACGGAAAAUCGGCGCUGGUGGAGGCGCUCAUGGGGUUCCAGUUCAACCAUGUCGGCGGCGGCACCAAGACGCGGCGCCCCAUCACGCUUCACAUGAAGUACUGCUCCAGCGCGGUGCAGCCCAGCUGCUACCUCCUCGGGGAUGAGGGCGGCGGCCUGGCGGGGGAGCGGGAGGUCACCCUGGAGGAGUUGCAGGACCACAUCCAGGAGGAGAACCGGCGCCUGGAGGAGGACGGCCAGUUCUGGGCCAAGGAGAUUGUUGUGCGCAUUGAGUACAAGUUCUGCCCAAACCUCACCAUCAUCGACACGCCGGGGAAGAAGAACGCGCUGCUGCAGACGGCGUCGAAGCAGGUCGAGGCGAUGGUGCUGUCAAAGAUGGCGCAGAGGGAG
Monoraphidium neglectum is the source of this 546-nucleotide messenger RNA. RefSeq lists its product as hypothetical. Gene Ontology annotation, molecular function: microtubule binding; GTP binding; GTPase activity. The annotation marks the transcript as partial. The transcript is spliced from 7 exons. The record is from RefSeq and is a predicted model, not a curated record. NCBI's taxonomy places the organism in Eukaryota, Viridiplantae, Chlorophyta, Chlorophyceae, Sphaeropleales, Selenastraceae. Gene Ontology annotation, cellular component: microtubule; cytoplasm; membrane.